Messenger RNA from Ilex paraguariensis (yerba mate), 212 nucleotides. Lineage: Eukaryota; Viridiplantae; Streptophyta; Magnoliopsida; Aquifoliales; Aquifoliaceae. The record is from the annotation of a GenBank genome assembly.
AUGGACGAGAAAAACAGCGAGAAGAAGACAAACAGAGGGAGGAAGGGAGACCUAUUUCUAUUGCCUUCCCUUUCUACUUCUAGACUGGUUCGUCGGCGGGACAGCGAGCCAAGAUCCGAUUCGUCAAUCGACGAAUCCAUGCUGCGUAACCUGGCAAAGGGGAAAGAGACGAUGGCAACGCAUCUCAUACAAGAGGGAGUCCGAACAACCUU